Messenger RNA from Mya arenaria, 2271 nucleotides. RefSeq lists its product as uncharacterized. Bases 1 to 2271 code for a protein of 756 amino acids. NCBI's taxonomy places the organism in Eukaryota, Metazoa, Mollusca, Bivalvia, Myida, Myidae. Gene Ontology annotation, biological process: DNA integration. Gene Ontology annotation, molecular function: nucleic acid binding. The transcript is spliced from 3 exons. The record is from RefSeq and is a predicted model, not a curated record.
AUGUAUGCACCGGAAGUAACCACAACACUGGAGAGGAACUUCUAUGUUGAUGAUCUAUUAAAGUCAACAAACAACAAGGAAAAUGCAGUUUUGCUUUGUAAGGAUCUCCGAGAAAUGCUCGGUCGAGGUGGAUUCAGACUUACAAAGUGGAUGUCGAACUGCCAAGAAGUUGUUGAUUCAAUCCCACCGGAAGAGCGAGCAAAACCGUCCCUAACUGUCAAUCUAGAAGAUGACAACGAGUUCGAAAGAACACUCGGUCUUCAGUGGAACAUCCGAGAUGAUGCUUUCUUUUUUGACGUACAUCUGAAAGAAAAGGCGCCUACACGAAGAGGAGUUUUAUCUGUAGCGAGCUCCUUAUACGAUCCGUUAGGGUUUGUAGCUCCAGUGACAUUGAUUCCGAAGUUGAUACUACAGAACGCAUGUCGUCAAGGCUUAACGUGGGAUCAAAAACUUAAUGAAUCCGACAUAGAAAAGUGGUGUGAUUGGCUUACAAAUUUGCCAAAGUUGUCAUCUGUCAAAAUUGAAAGGUGUCUAAAGGCGGGUGACCUUGAUAUCUGGUCAUGCAAUAUAGAGCUGCAUAUGUUCAGUGAUGCUUCACAAUUCGCCUACGGAGCAGCAGCAUACAUUAAGAUAUAUGACAGACAAGGAAACGGCAAAUGUUCAUUUGUGAUGGGGAAAUCUAGGUUAGCGCCCAUCAAGACCGUAACCAUACCGAGACUUGAAUUAGCAGCUGCAGUAGUAUCGGUAAAAUUGUUUCAGAUGCUGAUUAAAGAACUGGACACAAAGGUCGACAACUGCUAUUUUUGGACCGACUCAAUGAUUGUUUUAGGGUAUGUUCGAAAUACUUCACGGCGUUUUAAGACGUAUGUAGCUAACAGGUUAGCUCUUAUUCAUGAACUGACUUCCCCAAAUGAUUGGAGGUACGUGCCCACAAACAUGAAUCCAGCUGACUUAGCUUCCAGGGGUGUACACCCGGAGGAAGGAGGGAAACUUUUUAUAUGGUUGAACGGACCAAAAUUUCUAAACAUGGAGAAAGAUGAUUGGCCACAUGAACCUGAUGGAAUCACGACGGAGUACGAAGAUGUUGAAAUGAAACCAGCUGUAGUGACUAGUAUGGUCCAGUCUCAAUGCCAGGACGUGGUAUCUGAUAUCCUAAACAGAUAUUCAGAUUGGUAUAAACUGCAACGAGCUGUUGCUUGGCUGCUUAGGUUGAAGACAUUUAUGAUACACAGAUACUUGAAACAUGAAACAAAGGAGAUAUUUACAGGUGGUUGUUUGUCACUGAAAGAAAUUAAAACUGCUAGGAAGUUGAUACUAAUGAAGGUGCAGGAAAGUGCCUACGGUGACGAAUUUAGUAAACUGACUUCAAAUAAGAAGAUAGCAACAUCAAGCUCGCUUGUAAAACUGUGUCCAGAGCUUAAUGAGGGUCUGUUACGAGUUGGCGGGCGAUUUCAGUACACUGAAUUUUCCGAGGAUAGCAAACAUCCGAUCAUUUUACCAAGCAAACACCACGUGACAGAACUUAUAGUACGGAAAUAUCACGAGGUUAAUCAUCACAUGGGAGCUCAUCAUGUAUUAUCGUUGACUCGACAGUCGUAUUGGAUAAUUCACGGAAUAAGGACAGUGAAACAUGUAGUCAGUGCAUGCAUGGAUUGUAAACGGCGCUUCAGGAAAACACAACGACAGCAGAUGGCACCGUUGCCAGUUGAGAGGCUUACUCCGGACAAACCUCCAUUUACGUAUGUUGGUGUGGACUAUUUCGGGCCUAUGUAUGUCAAGGUCGGUCGUAGCCAACAGAAACGAUACGGGUGCCUGUUUACCUGCUUGACGACACGAGCAGUACAUAUUGAAAUCGCACAUAGUUUAGGAACAGACUCGUUUGUAUGUGCAUUGCAACGUUUCAUGAGUAGAAGGGGAAAACCAGAAAAGAUUUUCAGCGAUAAUGGUACUAAUCUUACUUCCGGAGAAAGGGAAUUAAGAGCAGAAAUUGCCGAAUGGAACCAGAGUCGUAUCAUGAAUGAAUUGGUGCAGAAAGACAUAGAAUGGCAGUUCAUUCCUCCAUAUGCGAGUCAUAUGGGUGGAGUGUGGGAAAGACUGGUUCAGUCAGUAAAGAGAGCCUUAAAAUCGGUAAUCAAAGAGCAGCUUUUGAAUGACGAAGCACUAAAUACUCUCAUGACGGAGACAGAAAAGAUUGUAAAUGACAGACCGAUUACAAAGGUGUCUGGCGGCGUUUCUCUUUUGAUGGGUUUGGCCGCCAGUUUCCAUUCUUGA